GUUUGUCAUCCGAUUCCUUGUUACUAUCAUUUUCUGCGAUCUCCUAGGGUUUGCAAUGGCGUCGAAUCUGUUCAAAGCCCUUACGACAUCGCUUAAUCGGCCUUCAAACUCUCGCAGUCUAUGCCUCGUGAGCAGCCAAAUUAGCAACCACACUGCCAAAUGGAUGCAGGAUACAAGUAAGAAGUCUCCAAUGGAGCUGAUCAAUGAAGUCCCACCGAUUAAGGUAGAAGCCAGGAUUGUUGCCUGUGAAGGAGACACCAAUCCUGCCCUCGGUCACCCGAUUGAAUUCAUAUGCUUGGACCUGAAGGAGCCAGCCGUCUGCAAGUACUGUGGCCUACGGUAUGUUCAGGACCAUCAUCACUAAGAGUUUGGUUUUGGGUAUGAUCCUCCCGCAAAUCCAAAUUGGGAAUGUCCGUUAAUGGUUUGAACCCAUGCAUUUCCAAACACAUUCUGUGGUUUACUGGUGAUACUUUUAUGCGUUUACUAUCAGGUGAAUAAGAUUUGGAACACAUUUCUUCAUAAUUUCCGGGUUUAUGGAAUGCAGUGAUUGUGUAUUAUCAGGC
Vitis riparia (riverbank grape) is the source of this 563-nucleotide messenger RNA. RefSeq names its product NADH dehydrogenase [ubiquinone] iron-sulfur protein 6, mitochondrial. The record is from RefSeq and is a predicted model, not a curated record. NCBI's taxonomy places the organism in Eukaryota, Viridiplantae, Streptophyta, Magnoliopsida, Vitales, Vitaceae. The coding region runs from base 56 to 364 and encodes 102 amino acids. The transcript is spliced from 3 exons. Gene Ontology annotation, biological process: mitochondrial electron transport, NADH to ubiquinone.